Molecule: messenger RNA, 2469 nt
Organism: Phytophthora sojae
Lineage: Eukaryota; Oomycota; Peronosporomycetes; Peronosporales; Peronosporaceae
Exons: 3
Coding region: 1-2469 (822 amino acids)
Biological process (GO): proteasome regulatory particle assembly
Cellular component (GO): nucleus; cytoplasm
Molecular function (GO): protein binding
Source: RefSeq, a predicted model, not a curated record
AUGGCUAGCCGGCGUGUGUUUCCUUUGACUGUGGACGCUGCUCCUUCAUCGUCCAGCGUGAAUCGCUCCCAGCCACCCCCGCCCAAGAGUCCUUCGCAUCGUACACCGGUUGGAAAUGGCGCGGUCAAUGAGCUCUCUCGGCCUCCCACGGGAGGUUCCGUGGGCUACGUGGGCGUGGGCUUCGAUCGCCUCAUGAUGAUGCGGCAAGUAAAUGCAGCAGCAGCGCCUGUGACUGUGAGCCAAACGACCAAUGGGGGAGAUGAAGCGUCGGCGGUGGUGAAUCAUCGACAGCGUAUGGCUGCGGAGCAGCAACGGCGGCUGGAGCUGGCGUUGAUGGCGAAGGAGGACUACAUAGGGACCCCGGAGGGACAAGAGAGACUGCAACGGCAGGAAGAGAGGUCUCGUAUGCGGGAAGAGGAGUUGCUGGUCCUGAGACUUGUGGAGGCGGAGAAAGAGACUGCGCGCAAGUUGCAGCGAGAGAAAGAGUUGGAAGAAGAGAGGCGAGUCAAAGAGCAGUACUUAGCCAAGAUCAGAGCUCAGCGAGAGCAACAAGAACGAGAAGCGAAGGAGAAGGAAGCGGCGAGGAAGGCGGAGAUGGAGAAGAAGAUGAAAGCGCUCAAGGAGGCGGCGGAUGCCAAGGCGAGAGCAGAGUUUGCUGCACGACAGCACGCUAUCGAAGAAGAGGCUCGAAUUGAGCGUGAGAAACAUUUAAUCGAAGCGGAGAAUGCGCACAUGCAGGUAGAAGACGUACUGGGCCACGCCAUGCAGCAGGAGUGGAUUGCGGAGCGCGAACGGCAGCGCCAGAUCGCUGCAGAGCAGGAAGAAUGGCGUUUGUUCCAGCAGAGGGAGGAGGAAAAGCAGCGAGAAGCUACACAAUUGAGACGUGCCGCAAUGGCGCAACAGUAUGAACAGGACAAGCAACGACGGAUACAGAUUCACAAGUUGCAGAAGGAGCGAGCUGCUCAACAGGCUGAACGGAAGGAACUCCAGAAUCGACAAAAAGAACAGGAGCCAAAACCAGUUUGGAGUAUUUCUGCAUCUCGCGAGAAGGGCUUCGUACCUUUUGCUCAGGUUCUCAGUGUGACGCAGAGCUCGCCUGCAAUGGAGGCAACACUUCAAAGUGGAGAUUUGUUGGUCGAGUUUGGGGGCAUCGUCAGUAGCACUCCAAAGUGCCUGAUAUCGAUGGCUGAGUGCGUCCAGAAAAACGUGAACAACAAUAUUCUUGUCGUUCUGCUUCGCCCGGUGAAAGAUCAGGAUGAUAAUUUUGAGGAAUUGCGAGUGUCGUUGUGCCCGCGGAAGUGGAAGGGCAAAGGGCUUCUGGGCUGUCAGCUCAGUCCUUAUAAAUGGGCCGACGAGGAAGUAUUACCACAGCCAACAAGUGAAAAUGAACUGGCAAUUGUAUCAACAGACGAUUCAGCUAGCGCUGACGAUGGUGCAAACGCGCUAGUGGUGUACGAUAUCAUUGAGGGGUCAUUUGCGGGCCAGGCUGGACUCGUCAAUGGCGACAUAUUAGCCGGAUGCGGGGGGUUGACGGUAAAUUUGAGUGUGUCGACUCUUUCAGAGGAUCAAUGCUACCGGUCUUUCCGUGUUACGCUGCCGUUGACUGAAGACUCGGGCCCUCUGGGGUUUUCACUAACAUCGUUUGCAGAAUUCUACAACUACUACUCGAGCAAUGUUGCGGCUGCGUCAGCGUGCGAAGAGUGUUAUUACACAUCGUUAACUACUGCGCUACACGCUGCUGCGCUGAGUGGCCACGUGAAGUGCUUAGACGCUCUGCUAACCUCGCUGCAAAAUGGAGAUGGAGGGGGAUAUACCGCCAGCGACUACUUAGAUUGGCGCGAUGAAGACGGCCGUACACCACUCUUCUACGCGUGUUACGCUGGUCAGCUCGAAUGUGUGCGUUACCUCGUGCAAACUAUGCUAUCGACUCAAAAUGAGCAGCAACCAACGAUUGGAACCGAUUUGUACGGCGAUACCGUUCUUCACGCUGCUACUACCAGUGGGAAUAUCGCGGUGAUUGCCUUGUUACUGGAGAGUGGGUGCGUGAAAGUAGACGAUAGAAACCACACGCACUUGACUUGCGCCCACGUAGCACCGAAUGUGGAGACGCUUUCGUUCCUGGGUGAGCAGUCUGAGGCUGAUCUGCUGGCAACGGAUGCGGAAGAGCGCAUGCCAUUGGCGUACGCGUGUCUGCGGAACGACGUUGAUAGCAUUCAGUAUUUGUGCAAGAAGCACCCGGACUUUGUGGACUACGCCGACGUACACGGGAACACUCCGUUGCAUAUCGCAGCGUGGCUGGGCCUGCAGGAAGCGGCUGAGGUUCUUGUGUGCUUUCUUCCGUCUAUUGCGCUGUAUAUCACGAACGAAAAUGGCGAAAAUGCAGCGGACUUGGCACGUUCAAGUGGGAGGGAGGACAUGGCUGCCUUCUUAGAUAGCAUCAUCGCUGCUGCCGAUUCGAACGUGUCCUAA